Messenger RNA from Lodderomyces margitis, 1149 nucleotides. RefSeq lists its product as uncharacterized. NCBI's taxonomy places the organism in Eukaryota, Fungi, Ascomycota, Pichiomycetes, Serinales, Debaryomycetaceae. Gene Ontology annotation, biological process: sphingosine biosynthetic process. The record is from RefSeq and is a predicted model, not a curated record. The transcript has a single exon. Gene Ontology annotation, cellular component: membrane; cytoplasm; intracellular membrane-bounded organelle. Bases 1 to 1149 code for a protein of 382 amino acids.
AUGCCACAUAGGUUAUAUUUUGAACCAAGGAAACUUGAGAUUGAAUUGAUUGAAGGUGACACUUCUUACCAAUAUAAGGAAAAGACGGUAGACAAACCUGACACCACCACCAUCAUAAAGUCCCUCCCUUCAAGUUUAACCGAAAAAGAGGUCUAUAUUAUCGACUCAAUUAACUCAGGCAUUGGCAGAUCUGAUAAAAGAAACAUUUAUACGCAUAUUAUCGAACCUUUGUUUCGGUCAUUGGACAUCAAGCAUGAACAUUUAAAGACAGAGAAUGCCAAGUCAAUCAGCGAGUUUGCUUCCAGCUUUCGAAACCACGACGCCACAGUUAUUUUCCUCAGUGGAGAUACAUCUAUUACCGAGUUUAUAAACGCAUUAAAUUCCUCAGAAGGUGGCUCUAUUUCGAUAUACCCAAUUCCGGUGGGAACGGGAAAUAGCUUUGCUUUGUCAUUGGGCUUGACGGACCCGGUAAAGUCAAUUGUCCAGUUGUUGCAAGCUGAUAAAGAGUCGCCGUUGUACUUGUUUAGUGCAAAACUCCCCACAGGGACUCGCUACUUAGUACAGGAUGAACUACAAGAGGAGGUCACGUCACCUACCAAUUUUAUUGUGGUCUUCUCAUGGGCAUUUCAUGCCAGUUUAGUUGCAGAUAGCGAUACCCAAGAGUUGCGCAAGCACGGUAUCGAGCGCUUCAAAAUAGCUGCUCAGCAUAACUUGAGUCGAGAACAGAAAUACGAAGCUGACCUUUUAAUUAAUGAUGAGCUCAUCAAGGGCCCGUUCGCAUACUGGGUGUUAACUCCAUCUAGAAAAUUCGAACCCACUUUUGAUAUUUCACCCAAGGGCAAUAUAUUUGAGGACAACUUAUACUUGAUUGCCUUUCGCACCAAGCCCGGUGAUGAUAGGUACAUAAUGGACAUUAUGAAGCAAGUUUAUGACGGAGGCAGCCACAUAGAUAACCCUGAUGUGAUUUAUCGCGAGAUCACAGCCAAGGACAAAGUAGUAUUGAACUUGAAGCAUUCAAAAGAGUUGCUCAAACGAAGAUUCUGUGUUGAUGGAAGUAUCAUUGCACUUCCUGCUCUUGAAGAGAGUAGCAUUACAAUACAAGUAAAGGAUAAUACGAUAGACAAGUGGCAGUUAUAUAUAUUACAUUAG